CCCAUGUACGUCUAAGGAAAAGUUAUGAACGGAAGCGUGAAGUUUCUUACAGUGCGUGACCUGUAACCAUGGCUGUAUUCUACCACAAAUUUGCACAAAAUCACAAUAAAAAUUCUGUCAAUGCCCACGCUCAGUCCAUCAUACUAUAGGCUAACACAUUCUGGAUAGGACAGUAAAUAUUGGGAAUUAAUUGUCCAUUUAUGAUUGAUGAUUAUUCCAUUGCGCUCGAGUCAACCUUUCGUUCGGAUUGUCUAUUUUCAUAUUAUUCAUUUACCAGUAUGAGUAUAUUGAAAUAGCCCACAUUUUCAACUCAUGCCUUAUCGAUUCGCCGCCGUCAAACAUUAGCCAUAGCUAGUUCGCGCUUUUGCUCAAUUCAAUGUAGGUAUUUUCUGAAGAUUAUAAAUCUUCCAUCUGACAGAAUACGAUAUUUGAUUAAUCAGAAGUAUUGCGGAUAUCAGAUUAAAAAGACUGCAAACAUUACACUCCCUGCAUGCUCAUUCGAAGCGGGCAUUUUCUCGGAGCAUUUUGAGGCGGACGUUGGAACAAGCAAGAGUGUUGGUGACAAAUUCUUACUUGAAAUACGACAAAUUGGCCUUUGGGAAGAAGAAAAACUUUACUUCCUGAUUUGGAGUUCCUAAUUCGUACGGAAAUAAGGUAUCAAGCUUCAGAGGUUCUUCUUUUGGACCCGUAAACUUGACUUUGGAGUAAAAGGUAGGCCUAUAGCUAGCUAUGGAGUUGGACAUUCGAUAAUGGAAGACAUUUAUAUACAAGGAGCGCCCUUCGGAGCUGCCAUGUACUUUUUUACCCUUGAGAUUUGACGUUGGAAUACAACGAAUAUUCGGAGAUAAAUUCUGCUUUGGUGGGAUCCUCAUGGUUGUUUACGAAUUUUACGGCAAGAGGGAAAACUGCCGUGCAGAACGCAGUAUGAGCGAAUCGUUGAUUCACUCACCAAAUCUAAAAAGCAAUUUUCUUUUCGUGACGAGAAAUAUGGCUGUGUAAACUUGUUUAUUGACUAACAUGAGGAGUUCUUGAGUAGAACUGUUUGACCAAGUGAAAAUACGUCUAAUUACCUCAAUAACCUUUUCCGUGGUUUCGCACAAGAAGGCCAAGGAGAUAGAACAUAGGUAGACUGUUAACAGAGUCCUGAUCUUUAUAUACAGGAGGAUUUAGUCGUUUAGACAUGGCCGACAGUUCAAAACGUGUGAAAGGGGAUGACACUGAUCAUGAUGCCCGACAAAAUCAGUUGAUGGAGAUUGAGCCUGUUCUAGAUGACUCCAUUACGCAGCCAAUUAGUAUGAUCAACAUGUUUGGAGCUUUCGUUGCAGACAAGAAAUUGACAUCAAAACUUAUCAGGGAACUUUCACAGCAGUUACCUCUGGGAGAUUUCAGCCAUUUGAGGAGAGUGAAAAAGGCAGCAUCAGGAGACUUGAUGAUCCUGUUAUGUCCCGUCCAAGAUCAUACUCAUCUUGCUACCCUGGAUGAGUUGUUGGCAGACAAACCAAUCUCCAGGUCUGGUCUGGGAGCCUUAGAAAUAGUACAAGUUGCUUCAGUAGAACCAAAGACAAGAAAACAGUUUAAGGAAUGUAAUGUGCAUUGGCCAUUGUCAUUCCAUGAGGAUAAAAGACUUGAGCGGAUACUGAAUAGGGAUUUCUUCUCUCAAGAUGAGAUUCUCAAGAUUGAGAAUCAUGCUAAAAAGGCAUUAGAAGCAGCUAUGGCAGCAAAAGACAAAGGAGAGGAACCCGUUGGUGCAGUGAUCGUGGAUCCGUUAGCUGAUGAGGUCGUGGCUGUGUCCCAUUCUCUGUGCAGUCGGCAUCCCCUUCAUCACGCUGUGAUGGUUGCCAUAGACUUGGUUGGGAAGAGUCAGGGUGGCGGCACCUAUUCUUACAAAGAUUCCUAUCUAUACAGUAGAAGUGCUCCUCCUCUCAAACGUGAUGAUAAAAGUGGGCCGUAUUUGUGUACAGGUUACGAUCUCUAUGUGACCAGGGAACCCUGUGUAAUGUGUGCCAUGGCUCUCGUCCACUCGAGGAUGAACCGGGUCUUCUACGUUUCUCGACAAUGCAAUGGUGCUCUUGGAUCAAGAUACAAAUUACAUGUGAAUAAAGGACUCAAUCAUCAUUAUGAAGUGUUUAGAAUCAAAGGACUAGCGGAUGAUUCGAUCAGGAAAAGCUGAUGAAAUCAAUAGUUUUACAUGCACAGGACUCAAUAUGCUGUUUUCAAAUGACUUGAUAUGGAAUUUAUACAGCCUGCUUGAUUGUCCACUUUCUCACCAUACUACAGUAUGAAAUACGAGUA
This is a messenger RNA of Lineus longissimus, 2292 nucleotides long. Its product is annotated as probable inactive tRNA-specific adenosine deaminase-like protein 3. Gene Ontology annotation, molecular function: tRNA-specific adenosine-34 deaminase activity. The record is from RefSeq and is a predicted model, not a curated record. Gene Ontology annotation, cellular component: nucleus; cytoplasm. The transcript has 8 exons. Bases 1181 to 2170 code for a protein of 329 amino acids. NCBI's taxonomy places the organism in Eukaryota, Metazoa, Nemertea, Pilidiophora, Heteronemertea, Lineidae.